GUUUAGUAAAGGAAUCUGAAAGAAGUGGCCAAAAUUAUCCUUGGGUGCUAAUUCACCCUUAGAAAUGAAAAAAAAACAAACCAAAUCAGCAGCUUGAUUGAAGAGAAGAGAACCCAGUGCUUCUGCCCAGAGAAAAGCAGGAAGAACUCAGCCAUGACCUGUCCUGUUUGCCAUCAGACAGCUGAUGGUGAACACCACUACCAGCUUACCAAUCAUGGUGUCUAACUCCAGAGCUUGUAGAGUAGUUUUGACUGGACAGCAAGAUUGAUUUAUUUAAGCUGCUAUCAAAAAUUAAACUUCUUUAUAUCACAAAGUAUAUUCUAUAAAAUGAAUUUAUUGUAGGUCCCUGAACUCGAGGAAUGGAAUGUGUAGAACCAGCAGGUCGUUGCAGAGAGGAGAGAACAUACCCACAUGGACAAGCUCAAUCUUGCCAAGCAGCCCUGCUUGUAGGCUGGAGGUGACCCUCAGCAGUGUGCUGAGUGUGUCUUGAGGGAUGGGCAUUGCAGUGUUUCCUUAGCAGCUGAGGGUGUUCUGUGCCAGCCUUCACCUUGAGCAAACUGUACAGCAACAACAAGCAUUUUACCUACCAGCAAGAGAUCCAUCAGGAACCUAGUUCUGCCAUUCUAGUAGCUGUACAAUAGGAAAGCACUGAAACACCAUCAUGAUUAGGAGUCCUGAUCUGGACUCCUUUGUUUGCUCUGCUGUAUGUUCAAAACCACCACCACCACCACCUUCCAAGGCUACUUGUGCUCGGAUCCGGGAGUAUCAGCCCUUCAGAACGCGCUUUUACACUCAUCGCGAUAUCCUGGAGAUUGGAGCAGACAUUCAGCGUAAGCAACAGGAAAAGGAGGCGGCAGAGAUGCAAGAAUCCAUUGCAAAAAUGAAGGCUGAACUUUGGUCUCAGGCUGAAAUGCACAAGGAAGAUGCAGUGGAGAAGGCUCUCAAAGAGGCAGCUGCUAACCACAAUGCUAUUGUACAAGGCCUUAAAGAAAACCUUGCAAAGGAAUCAGAGGAAGAAGUGAGGAAGGCAAAGGCAGAGAUGCAGCAGUACAUGGAGGAUGGGUGGAAGAGAGAGGUUGAAGCUGCAGAGCAGCGCAUGGCUCACAGGCUUCAGCGCGCCCUCACGGAGUCUGCCCGGGAGCAUAAGCAAGUGGUGGCCGAAGCCAGGAAGCAGGAGAGGGAGGCAGUCCUGGAGGAAGUAGCGAGGCAGCACAGAAAGCACUUGGAGCAACUCAAAGAAGAAAGUAAGUUAGCUGAGGAAGUGUAUCAUAAGAGCAUAGAGGAAUUAAAUGUAGAAAAACGUCGUGAGCUCGAUGUUGCCCUGAGUGUUUCACAGAUAGAAAACCAGAUUGAGACUGAGAAGAAGCUCAGAGAAGCAGAAAGCCUGCAUCUUGAUGAGAUGGGGAAGGUGAUGGCUGCACUGCAAGCAGCAGAAGAGCAGGUCAAGACUCUCAGGCAAAAACUGGAGAAGAUGACAAACUGGAAGGACAGCCUGGAAGCUGAAAUAGAAGCAACAAGACAAGCUUUUCAAAGGAUGUCUGCUGACCAGGCUGGCAGUGCCAUCAACAGCAUCAUUCGUGCAGUCAGCCGAGAAUGCGCUGCCCAGGGCCAGGCUGUCUCGGAGCCCUUGGUGGUGUUCCUGGUGAGAGCUGUUUGUUUAGAUCCAAGAAAUAACUUUAAUGUGGAUCAAAGCCUUACAGAAAGAGAUGUGCAAAACCUUAUCCAGCUCUGUGUUUCCAGGCUGCUUGACACAUCAAACCCAUCUCUGAGCACAAUGAAGAUGCAAGUUUACUUCGAUUUGAACUAUACAGACCGAGCUGGAUUACUCAGCGAGCAGCAGUGUGUUCUGGCAGGAAGACUGGCUCCUGUGGUCAGAGAUAUCACAGGCAGUCAUCCUCAUGUGCCAGAAGAGAUGGAGAAUCUGUAUCAAAAGAUCAUUAGCUACGUGCUGCUGAGCUCUGGCCUGGGAUCCCCAACAGAUAUUGGUGUUGUCAGGGAGGUAUCAGCUGCCCUGCAGAGUGUAUUCCCCCAGACAGAGAUGUUCACUUUCGUCUCACUCGGUAAGAAGAAGAAAGAGCAGCAGCUGCAAAAUCUUGCCAGGCUAGUCACAGGAAUUCGGUUGUACAACAAGGAGCUGGGAAAAGGAGGACGCAGCAUUGAUGACUUGCCAGCCAUUCUGAAUGAAGCCAUCCCAGCAGCUACACAGACCGUCGAGGAAGCUCUUCAUACGUGCCACAUGCUAGCCUACCAGUACACAGCUCUGUUGGAAUCCAUGCAGGAAGACCAGCACAGAUACACACAGCUUAGUUCUUUUAAGUUAAAAGAAGCACUGUUCAAUGUGAGACAGCAUGAAGCCUUCCUCUGCAUCCUUCUGUCUGAUGCAGUUACAAGUGCUCAAGAAACUGAGAAGAAGAUUGUGCAGUUUGCAGCAACCAUGGAGCAGCUGAAAAGCAGAGUGCAGAAUAAGGUUUCCAUAAAUACCAAAGAAGUUUUUCCACUCUUUGUUGAACUCUCUGACCUCUGGACCAGCUUUCAGAGUGAGAUACUACUGCUGAACUUCCUCACAAAUAUGACCAAUGACCUGCAACAGUUCUCAGAAAUCCAAUCCCAGCUCUUUCCUGAGGAAGUGCUGACAUCUCUUCUGGAAGGAGUAACUGUGAAAACUGAUGAGGAAAGGAGAAGAGAAACCAUGGGUAGCAGAGUGAAUGUUUCUGAUUUCAAGAACCAAGAAUGGCUUUUUCCAGAGACUACUGAUAAUUUUGAUCAGCUGCUAAUCCAGUAUCGUGGCUUCUGUGCACAUGCAAUUGGUGUGAAAGGCUUCACCCUCCCAGGAAAUCCUGCUAUUGGAAUUUUGAGGCACAGAGAGAAAUGUUAUGUUUUCAGUUCCAAAGAAGCUGCCUACUUCUUUGCUCAAGAUCCAGAUAAGUUCAUUCAACUGAAUGUGGCAAAGGCACAGGAAUAUGCAGAGCUAAUUCAGCUGCUCGAGCUUCACCAUCAGUUUGAAUACCUCGCUCCAUAUGCACAGGCCAGAAAAGCAAACAAGAGUUUGAUGAAACCAAUCCUAAAACGUGACAGUAGUACUCAAACUGAUACCCAUAUCUUACCACCAACUAUUGUGCCAUCCUAUGAAUGGAAUGAAUGGGAGCUGAGAAGAAAAGCUGUGAAAUUGGCCAAUCUGCGCCGCAGGUUAACUCAGGCCAUGCAGACUGAUGUCAGCCAGAUGAGAAGAGACAGCUGCACCCAAGUGUACCUGCCCAAAGAUGCUGGCACCCAGACGAAGCGUGACAGCUCCAGCAACGUACCCAGACCACAGGUUUUCUUGGCAGGUCUUCGAGGAGGAUCAUCCUCUACUACUCAAGUGGUCAAAGUAGAUUUAACAAGAGCAGUAGAUGAAACUUAAGUGAAGCUGGAAAACCUAGAAGAUAUGAAUGUAUGUAUGAAAAUUCCUGCAUAUGCCUGAAUUGAGAUUAGUAGAAAAAUACUUUACUGUG
Pogoniulus pusillus (Red-fronted tinkerbird) is the source of this 3491-nucleotide messenger RNA. It is a transcript of the gene CFAP206, whose product is annotated as cilia and flagella associated protein 206. The transcript is spliced from 18 exons. Lineage: Eukaryota; Metazoa; Chordata; Aves; Piciformes; Lybiidae. Gene Ontology annotation, cellular component: ciliary basal body; axoneme. The coding region runs from base 662 to 3400 and encodes 912 amino acids. Gene Ontology annotation, biological process: sperm axoneme assembly; regulation of cilium beat frequency; regulation of flagellated sperm motility. The record is from RefSeq and is a predicted model, not a curated record.